Soboliphyme baturini is the source of this 414-nucleotide messenger RNA. NCBI's taxonomy places the organism in Eukaryota, Metazoa, Nematoda, Enoplea, Dioctophymatida, Soboliphymatidae. The record is from the annotation of a GenBank genome assembly.
CUGGAUAUUCCGGCAUCAGAUAAAGAAAGCGAAAGCUCGGAUUUCGGCAAUGAUGACGAUGAUUAUAGUACUGAUUUAUCCGAAGAUGAACUGCAGGAAAUGGAGCAUAUAGAUCAAAAAAUGAAAGAAUACAUGAAGAUUAUGGAUUCUGAACUUAACAUGACCGACGUCGGUCGUAGUUUUGCUAGGAAGAAGAACGACGGGAGUCCCAGCAAAAACAGCAUUGACCAAGAAGACGAUGAUUUCAAACCAGUGGAUAUAGAUCGAAAUCUCGUGUCAAACAUGCUGCAGUCGUAUUGGUCAGAAAAGGGAAUGGGUGGUCCUGCAUCUUCGCUGCUGCGCAGUUUGAACGUUAAUCCACCUAUGAUACCGGAGGAACUGGAUAGCGACGACGAGGAAGACAUCAACGAAUGA